CAUAACAGUACUCACUUUACUCAAGAAGUCAAUAACCCGAGUCCACUUUCUUCUCCAUUGUUAAACCCAACCCAUCGCUUACACAGUUCCACUCCUCAGUCUCUUCUUAUAUAUAUAUAUAUAUAUAUAUAUAUAUAUAUAUAUAUAUCUAUACACCUGCGUCUUCAAUCUAGCAAAAUGGCCACUCAGACCCACUCACUCCAUUCUCUAUUCACUUCCGUCCCACUCACCUGUAAAAGCUCACGUUCAUCAAUCCCACUCUUGAAGUUGAAACCAAACACUCUGAUUAUCGCCGGAAAAUCUGACCCACGAAUCUCUGGCCGCAAGCUACGCGCCGCCGUCAUCGGCGGGGGCCCAGCCGGAUCCUCCGCGGCUGAAACCCUCGCCGCCGCCGGGAUCGAGACCUUCCUCUUCGAGCGCAGCCCCAACGGCGCCAAGCCCUGCGGCGGCGCCAUACCUCUCUGCAUGCUCGACGAGUUCUCCAUCCCGCCGGAGCUCAUCGACCGGAAAGUGACCCAGAUGAAGAUCAUCUCCCCCUCCAAUCUCACCGUCGAUUUCGGCAAAACCCUAAAGCCCCACGAGUUCAUCUCCAUGCUCCGCCGUGAAGUACUAGAUUCCUACCUCCGAUCUCGCGCCGAAUCCAACGGCGCAAGCAUCAUCAAAGCCCUCGUCACGAAUCUCGAGGUCCCCUCCUCCCCGAGUGCACCGUACGUCGUGCACUACAAUAUCGAAAACUCCCGACAAUCCCUGGCCGUCGAUGUCGUCAUCGGCGCUGAUGGCGCAAACAGCCGAGUCGCCAAGUCGAUACACGCCGGAAAUUACGCUUGUGCCAUUGCCUUCCAAGAACGAAUCAAACUGCCGGACGAUAAAAUGGAAUACUAUCAAAAUCUCGCGGAAAUGUACGUUGGAAACGACGUAUCUCCCGAUUUUUAUGCGUGGGUUUUUCCGAAAUGCGACCACGUGGCGGUGGGCACGGGUACUGUGUGCUCAAAAAAAGAAAUUAAGGUGUUUCAACACGGUAUCAGAGAACGAGUCAGUCGUAAGAUUGCCGGUGGAAAAGUUAUUAAAGUAGAGGCUCACCCGAUCCCCGAACACCCGCGUCCGGUUAGGGUUCGGGGCCGGGUGGCUCUAGUCGGGGAUGCGGCCGGAUACGUGACCAAGUGCUCGGGGGAAGGCAUAUAUUUCGCGGCAAAGAGCGGUCGGAUGUGCGCGGAGGGGAUCGUGAGGGCAUCGGAGGGUGGAGAGAGGAUGAUUACGGAGGAGGAUUUGAAGAGGGAGUAUUUGAAAGAGUGGGAUGCCAAGUACAUUAAUACUUUUAGGUUUUUGGAUAUAUUGCAAAAGGUGUUUUAUGGUAGCAAUGCUAGUAGGGAGGCAUUGGUGGAGUUGUGUGGGGAUGAGUAUGUGCAAAGGAUGACAUUUGAGAGCUAUUUGUAUAAGAAGUUGGCUAAUGGCAAUCCGUGGGAGGAUGUUAAGAUGGGUAUGAAUACAAUUGGGAGUUUGAUUAGGUGUAAUAUUGUAGGGAGAGAGAUGGAGGACUUUAAUCAGAGAAUUCUUGCUAAGUUAGCAUAGACUUGUGGCAAAAUUGAAUGUUUAGAUUUCUUACUAUAAUAAAGUACAUUAGUCGUGUAUGUCAUGUUUGUCCUAUCGAAAUGGAUCUUUCUGAGGAGGUCCAAUAUUGGUUGUACUCUUUCUUUCGUUUUUUUCCCCAUAUUUUUCUCUGUUUUUUUUUUUUUUUUUUAUUUUUUUUUUUUUUAAUUUUUGGUUGUAAAUUGUAAUAAUGUUUUUGGGAUAGGCUUUGUAUGGAAGCAAUUGAAAGGAACCUGUAUUGCAUU
This is a messenger RNA of Cornus florida, 1832 nucleotides long. RefSeq names its product geranylgeranyl diphosphate reductase, chloroplastic-like. Bases 178 to 1569 code for a protein of 463 amino acids. Gene Ontology annotation, cellular component: chloroplast thylakoid membrane. The transcript has a single exon. The record is from RefSeq and is a predicted model, not a curated record. Gene Ontology annotation, biological process: photosynthesis; chlorophyll biosynthetic process. Gene Ontology annotation, molecular function: FAD binding; oxidoreductase activity, acting on the CH-CH group of donors, NAD or NADP as acceptor. Lineage: Eukaryota; Viridiplantae; Streptophyta; Magnoliopsida; Cornales; Cornaceae.